Messenger RNA from Camelina sativa (false flax), 623 nucleotides. RefSeq lists its product as uncharacterized. NCBI's taxonomy places the organism in Eukaryota, Viridiplantae, Streptophyta, Magnoliopsida, Brassicales, Brassicaceae. The record is from RefSeq and is a predicted model, not a curated record.
CAAGUUUUCAACUCUCUAUACAACUGUUUCAUAAGUUUGGAAAAAGAAGAGAGUCAUCAUCAUUAAUGGAUAAUACUUUCAACAGAAUACUUCCCUUCCUCGAAACUCAGAUCAUGUCACAAUAUCGUCUGAUAUCUUACAUCUCUCAUUUAAAUUAACAGCAACCAAAUCUCAGACGACGAUGGAAAGCUCAAUUGGGUUCAUGACAGUCUUUGCUGUCUCCGGAAGCGUGGUGCUCCUUGCUGCUCAGCUUCACAAGCGUCUCCUCUCUGAUUACAUGGGCAAGCUCGAACCUCAACAUCCUAGUAAGGAAAGCAAGAAAAAGAAGAAGAAAGUGAGUUUUGCAGAAGAUAUGGUGGAACCAUCAGGGAACAACGAAGAGUAUCGCCGGAGUUUUCGCAAAUCAAAGUUGGAGGAUCAUGAAAGCAGAAUAAGCAGGAAUCCCAUAAAAGAGUCAAGUUCUAUAACAAGUCAACAUUCAACACACUAGUUUUUUCUUUCUAAUUUGGUAUUCAUUCUAUAGUCGCUACAUACCCCAUUCAAUGUCAACUUGUCAAUGGACGUAGAUGUGUUGUUAAUGUUCUGAAUUCGUAUCGACUAGCGUAUUAAUUGGUACCAGCCAG